Messenger RNA from Diprion similis, 1881 nucleotides. RefSeq lists its product as uncharacterized. Lineage: Eukaryota; Metazoa; Arthropoda; Insecta; Hymenoptera; Diprionidae. The transcript is spliced from 3 exons. The coding region runs from base 1 to 1881 and encodes 626 amino acids. The record is from RefSeq and is a predicted model, not a curated record.
AUGCAAGUGGCCACGUUACUGACGCAUUUUGAUGAAGAAGCGUACAUACUCAUUAGAAGUUUGUGUGCGCCUGAAAAGCCAGCUACAAAGAAAUUCGUCGACAUAGUGAAAAUAAUGACAGAACACCUCAACCCUAAGCCAUCGGAGUUGAAGGUAGCCCUGCGUGACCAAUUAGUGUGUGGCAUACACGACGAGUCGACGAGGGUCGAGUUAUUCAAAUUGACGGAUCUUACCUUCGACAAAGCGCUCAAAGAAGCAACGGCUCGAGAAAGUGCAACGAAAAAUGCUGCGGGAGUAGUGAAAACUUUGGCGAGCAAAGAUCAAAGAGAGGAGGUACUUGCUAUGAAUCGUACGGAAAAAACUGACAAAGGGCAACCCCAAAGUCGAUACAAAAAAAACCAACAAUCCAGGGUCAUCUGGAGGGUGCCUGUUUUAAAAAGAAGAGCCAGCAACAGAUUUUUGCGUGCAUCGAAGGACAAGGGGGAAGGCAGCAGCAGUUCAACGCACGACCAAUUAUACGAUUUUCACUCACUACGGGCGAAAGAUGACGAAAACGCUUGUAACUUCCCAAAUAAUAUAAAGGCGGAUCCACUGUACAUCAAGGUUGAACUAAAUAGUAAAACAGUGUCAAUGAAGGUAGAUUCAGGUACGUACUAUGCAGUAAUGUCAGAAGCGUUCAAAAAUAAAAAUUUCAGAAAUUGGAAAAUUGAUAAAUGUUGCACGAAUGUAUACGGUUACGUACAAAACGCGAUGACGCCGAUUGGACAACCAAAGAAUUUGAAAGUGAACUUAAAUAAUCCAAUGAAAACAUUCAGUUGCCCAUUGCUUAAAGGGAAUGGCCCGCCACUGAUUGGUAGACAGUGGCUGGCAGAGUUCGGUGUAUGGCCUAAUUUGUCAGACAUUGCUGCAUUAAGCGAUACCAAUAAAAUGUUAAACCUGAAUGUGAACGAUGUAAGAGAAAAAAUGGUAUCGGAAUUUAAUGUUUUGUUCGGAGGCACGACUGGCCUGUAUAAUAAACGGGAAAUUAAGUUACACGUAAACGGAAAUACGAAACCGGUCGCGUUGAGGGCAAGACACGUGCCAUACACGCUUAAAAUUAAAGUAGAGAACGAGAUUGAACGUUUGGAAAAGUUAAGUCAUUUAAAAAAAGUGGAAUCAAGCGAGUGGGCCAUGCCAAUAGUCCUCGUGCUAGAAAGUAAUGGUGAAGUAAGAAUUUGCGGUGAUUUCAAAAUAACGGUCAACCCGAACUUGCACGUCAUCAAACGACCGUUUCCGCGUAUUGACGAUAUUUUUCAAGUUUUACAAAAAGGGUCAUCUUUUUCGCAACUAGACCUACCGCACGCCUACAUGCAGAUUCCGGUUGACAAAAAAUCACAAGAAUUAUUAACGAUUACGACUCACGUCGGUUUUUUCCGGUACACGAAAAUGACAGCGGGCACGGCGCCAGCCCCAGGUGAAUUUCAGCAAAUAAUGGAUGAGUGUUUGCAGGGUAUUCCAAACACCAUUGGUUACCUAGACAAUAGUUUUUUAACCUUCCGCACGGAUAAACAACACCUUGAAAAUUUGCGUAAAGUAUGUAAACAAUUAGAGGAGCGCGGGCUGAGAUUGAAUAGAGGAAAAUGUGAUUUUAUGAAAGAGCGUAUUAAAGUCUUAGGUUCUGUGAUUGAUGCGGCCGGCCUACACAAGGCGAGAUCAAAGGUAAAAGCAAUGGUCGAAGCACCAAGACCAACAAACAGCAAACAACUUGCCUCAUUUCUUGGACUAAUUAAUUUUUACGCAAGAUUUUUGAUGGAUAGAUCUGAAAAACUGAAGCUACUCUUUGACGGUGCGCGCAGAAAAAAAUUUGUAUGGACCAAGGAAUGUGAGGAGGCUUCUCACUAA